AUGGCAAUCAUAUCUUCUUUCAACUCCCAAAUUUCAGUUUUAACAAUACUUCUUGUAUUCCUUUCUACCAAAUCAUCUUCAACUUCCAGUUGCAUUACAGAUCACUUCAUUCAAUGUUUAAACAACCGGUCAGACCCUUCUUUUCCGAUCGCCGGAUUGAUUUUCACUCCGGGAAACUCAUCUUUUCCCUCCGUCUUGCAAACUUACAUCAGAAACCUUCGAUUCAAUAAAUCUACCACACCAAAACCGAUUUUAAUCAUCACUGCCAAGCAUGUUUCGCACAUUCAGGCAGCUAUCAUGUGCGGCAAAGAAAGCCGGUUGCUAAUGAAAACAAGAAGCGGCGGCCAUGAUUUAGAAGGUCUUUCCUACGUCACAAACACGAAGGAACCCUUCUUCAUUGUCGACAUGUUCAAUUUUCGGUCGAUUAACGUGGACAUUGAACAAGAAACCGCAUGGGUCCAGGCGGGUGCAAUUCUUGGUGAAGUCUACUAUCGAAUAGCCGAGAAAAGUAACACUCAUGGUUUUCCGGCAGGUAUAUGCCCCACGGUUGGUGUUGGUGGAUAUAUUAGUGGUGGAGGAUGGGGCACCAUGUUGAGAAAAUAUGGUCUAUCAGUUGAUAAUGUUGUUGAUGCUCAAGUAAUUGAUGUGAAUGGCAAGCUUUUGAAUCGGAAGAGUAUGGGUGAAGAUUUGUUUUGGGCCAUCACCGGUGGUGGUGGUGCAAGUUUUGGGGUGGUUCUAGCCUACAAGCUCAAACUGGUUCGUGUUCCUGAAGUCGUGACGGCAUUUAGGAUCCAAAGAACAUCGGAACAAAACCUCAGCACCAUCGCCCACCGGUGGACACAAGUUGCUGAUAAGCUAGAUAACAAUCUUUUCCUUCGAAUGGUAUUGAGUACCAUAAACAAUACAAACGGUGAAAAGACAAUUCGUGGUACGUUUAUAACGUUGUACCUAGGAAACUCAAUGAAUCUUGUUACACUCUUGAACAAAGAUUUCCCCGAAUUAGGGUUACAAAAGUCGGAUUGUAUCGAAAUGAGUUGGAUUGAGUCUGUGAUUUAUUACAUGAACUUCCCCAUUGGUACUCCGACCACAGUACUAUUAAACCGUACACUGAGAUUUAGUAACGGCCCUUCUAAGACCAAAUCCGAUUACUUAAAAAACCCUAUCUCUAAACAAGGUUUUGAAUUCAUAUUCGAUAGGAUGAAAGAACUUGAAAACGUAAUGAUGGCUUUCAAUCCAUAUGGUGGAAGAAUGAGUGAAAUAUCCGAAUUCGCAAAACCCUUCCCACAUCGAUCGGGUAACAUAGCGAAGAUUCAUUACCUAACAAUCUGGGAAGAGCAUGGAAUCAAAGCGGAAAAUCGAUACUUGAAUUAUACAAGAAUGAUGUAUGAUUACAUGACUCCAUUUGUGUCUAAGAACCCUAGAGAAGCAUUUUACAACUACCGGGAUUUGGAUAUUGGUGUAAACAGCCAUGGCAGCAAUGCUUCUAUUGAAGGUAUGGUUUAUGGACAUAAAUAUUUCAAAGAGACAAAUUACAAGAGGCUUGUUAGAGUGAAGGCUAGAGUUGAUCCUUGCAAUUUCUUUAGGAAUGAGCAAAGCAUCCUAACUUCCAAAGUAUGUCUUCUAAGGAUGUCAAGUAAAAAUUCAGAUAAUAAUGAUAUGAUUAUCUAA
Molecule: messenger RNA, 1668 nt
Organism: Helianthus annuus (common sunflower)
Lineage: Eukaryota; Viridiplantae; Streptophyta; Magnoliopsida; Asterales; Asteraceae
Product: berberine bridge enzyme-like 8
Exons: 1
Coding region: 1-1668 (555 amino acids)
Molecular function (GO): FAD binding; oxidoreductase activity
Source: RefSeq, a predicted model, not a curated record